Molecule: messenger RNA, 177 nt
Organism: Nannizzia gypsea CBS 118893
Lineage: Eukaryota; Fungi; Ascomycota; Eurotiomycetes; Onygenales; Arthrodermataceae
Exons: 2
Coding region: 1-177 (58 amino acids)
Source: RefSeq, a predicted model, not a curated record
AUGGCUGCUCUUUUGUGUGUGUCUGAAUCGCAACCAGAGAAGAGGCAGACAGAAGACGCUCGGCUUCAGCACUCCGUACCAGCAACAGACAAGAAGCACACGAAGACGAAGCUGAAGACGAAGAAGGACGAAGAUAUCAAGCAGGGGAGAGACAAGAAAAACGAGCGUCGAGGGUGA